Messenger RNA from Culex pipiens pallens (northern house mosquito), 1801 nucleotides. Its product is annotated as ras-like protein family member 10B. The record is from RefSeq and is a predicted model, not a curated record. Bases 829 to 1434 code for a protein of 201 amino acids. Gene Ontology annotation, molecular function: GTP binding; GTPase activity. NCBI's taxonomy places the organism in Eukaryota, Metazoa, Arthropoda, Insecta, Diptera, Culicidae. The transcript has 7 exons.
GCCCUCUCGGAACUUGGCGGUGGCCGCGGCUUCAGUUUUGCGUGGUGCGUUUGAAGGAGAGCUUUUUUGCUGCUUUCUGCAAGUUGCUGCUUUUUCCUCCUUUUUUUUGGGCGCGCUCGCGUGUGUGUGUGUCGUCGUCUGGCGCGGUUCCUGUUUUUUCGGAGUUUUUUUUUCCUGUGGUGGGACGGGAGGCCAAAAAAGGAUACCACCCUGAAAGCAGAAGGAAUUCCGUGGGGGGUUUGCGUUGUGAUAAGAAGUAAUCGGAUUUCUGUAUGAAUAAAGGCAAAAGUUUGCAACACGGCAGAGAGUUGCGGUUGCUGGCUGGCCGAGUGAGCCCCGAUGAAAGUGCAAAUAGCGCCGGAAGUGGAUAAAUAUUUAUGAUAAAUGUAAAGUUGAGGAGCGCAAGAAACGGCAAUGAUCCCGUGCAACAACGGACGGCUCACCACCAUUAACAAACGACGCAAAACUAUGCACUGGAGCGGCGGCGACGGCGAUGGUGUUGGAGAACAAUAGAAUAUUCGAAGUGGAUUAGAAGUGAUAACCUAGAAUAGAGAGAGUGGUAGCGCAGUAGUAGUUUAUGCCAGUGCGAAAUAGUUUUGGUAUUGUGUAGAAACAAAUCGAGUGGUGUAAUUUGGGCUAGGAGAGCACGUUUUGUCUGAGAGCCGAAAGUGUCCCGAGAGUCACUCUCUGUUGUGCGAAAAAGUGUUUGCGAUUAAUCUAAUCAAGUUUGUCGUUAAAAUGUGGAAUCGUCUCUCGCCGACAAAUUCCAAUAAACUGUUGCUCGAACAUGCAUAGCGGAUCACUCUGGAGGGACCGGAACCCCCCUGGAUGCAAGGCCCCCUCAAGGUGGCGUUUCUGGGGGCCUCCGGCGUUGGACGGACCAGCAUACUGCAGCAAUUUUUCAAGCAUGACUUCCCGACGGCUCACGUCCGCACGACGCGCCGCUCGAUCUACCGCAGCUGUCUGGUGUGCGACACCUGCAUCCGGGAGCUGAUGGUGUUCGACGUGCCCCCGCAGAGGCGCUUCCCGGCGGACAAUCUGGCCGAGUGGAACAACGGCCACCCGCUCGGCCUCCGCACCGUGCACACCUACGUCCUGGUGUACGACAUGGGCAACCUCGACACGUUCCAGUACUGCCGCAGCAUGCGUGAUCAAAUCCUAGAAAGUUUUAGUCAUCGUGAUUUUAAAAUUAUGGUUGUGGGCAAUAAAGUCGAUCUGGUUUCCGAAACCAUUCCGCACACUCAGGAAUUAAAAGACAUCUCCACACUGGUUCGGAAGCACUGGCGUUGCGGUUACGUCGAGUGUUCUGCCAAGUACAACUACAAGAUCGGCGACAUCUUCAAGGAGCUGAUGGGCUACCCGGUGUGCGGGACGGCGCCCAAGCUCGAGUUCCCGCAGUCGAUUAGGUCAAAGAACAAGUGCACGAUUCUCUAGUAGUAGCUAUAGGCGCUCUCCGGGCUGGUGGCCACGGUGGUCCUGUGCUGGCCGGCCUGGCCCACCUGACUGCACCCCACACGUGGCCAUCCGAGAUGCCUCGGCAGAUGUCGCCCAGCAAAGGGUUCAAACUACUAAGAGUUGCUGCAAACAGAAAGACAGAUAAAGAAGUGAGUUACCGCGAGAGUGAGAUUGUAGCAGAUAAGCAUUAAAAAUACCCUGGAACGCGUUGAAGGUGGUUUUGAGAAAUGACGUUUUAAGAACCUAGGGCUGUUACGGUACUGUUGUUAGUUAUAAAAUGACCCCCUCGAAAUAACAAAAAGAAGCCCAAAUCCUCAUGUUGACUAUUGAUAUUGAGCAAAACACC